Molecule: messenger RNA, 312 nt
Organism: Meloidogyne enterolobii
Lineage: Eukaryota; Metazoa; Nematoda; Chromadorea; Rhabditida; Meloidogynidae
Source: the annotation of a GenBank genome assembly
AUGCCUGGUAAUUAUCCAAAAACAGACGAAGAGCGUCGUGCUGCUGCUAUUAGAUAUGGACUUAGACCUGAAGAUUACUCGCCCUAUCCUCCUGACGAUGUAAAAAAUCAUGUUGGAGAUUAUCCAAAUCCUGGAAUUGUUACUGCUGAACAUAGAGAUCCAUACGACUAUUAUAGCGAUUUUCAUCAACGUCGUAAUUGGAAUGAACCUGUAAUGAGACAAGCAAUGCGUUUUCGUGUUGAACGGUGUACUUUUACUGGCUUGAAGGACGACGAUUAUUUACUGUUUGUUUUUUUUGAUUCUUUAAAAUGA